Molecule: messenger RNA, 3696 nt
Organism: Cladocopium goreaui
Lineage: Eukaryota; Dinophyceae; Suessiales; Symbiodiniaceae
Source: the annotation of a GenBank genome assembly
AUGGAUGGUGAAAAGCUUUCUUUGGAGGCUGUCCGCAAAGGUGUGAACUUCGUCAUCGGUCAAGACACAGUUCCUGAUGCACAUUCUUCCAAUGCUGGACGAUGGAAUCGCAGUGGCAAAGACUCCAUCUACUAUGAGGACGAUGCUGAAUACUAUGAUGAUUGGGAAGAAUGGGAACAUGAUGAAGAUGACAUCCAAUGUGCAGAUGAGGGAGCUUCAUACUAUGAGGAUGAUGAAUGUGAAGAGACCUAUGCAGCCCAUGAGGAUGCAGCGACCGAGUACGAUGAGGUGUUGGCAAACUACGUCGAAGCCAAGCAGAAACUGGCACAGCUUCGUGUCUCACGCGGCUUUUUCCCAGUUGUGGCUUUGGCACCAGAUGGCCGAGGACAUGGUGGAAAAGGAUCUUCAAAGGGCAAGCAUGUCAAGGGCAAGGGUAAAACCAAGUCCAAGCAAUUGCCUCGACCUCCUCCACGCCCCAAAGAACGUGGUCGAGCAGCCCUUGGAAGUUCAAGAGUUGGUGCGAGCAAGUGCCUUCGUUGUGGACAAGCAGGCCAUUGGGCACGAGACUGUCCGACGGCUGGAGCUGGAAAACGCAAAGCAGAGACUGAGGUAGGUGACGCUAUGAUGGUAACAUUUGCAGAAUCCACACUGAAGCUUGACGAGAGCUCAGAUGCAACGAUGUUGGAUUGUGGUGCAGCUUCCGUGAUUGCAUCAAAGUUUCAACUCAGAAAGUAUGUCAACUUCCUCAAAGCGGUUGGCUUCAAGGUGGAUGCAAUCCCUGUCUGGCGUUGCAACAAAGGUUUUCGGUUUGGAAAUGGCAACAUGAACACCACGCAAUGGUGCACACUACUCCCCACUUUCUUUGGUGGUGUGCGGCGCGACUUCUUGGCCUAUGUCAUUGAAGGCGAGGCGCCGAUCCUGCUGGGAAGGCCGUUGAUGGAGGCCAUGGACUUAAGUGUCAACUAUGCCCAAGGAGAGAUCAGGUUUGGAACCGACCCUUGGAUCCCAGCAGAGAGAGGUUUGAAGGGUGAGUACAUCAUUCACCUGGCAGCUGAUGUACAUGGUUUGCUGGAUGUGGAACCCCAGUUUGUCUUCCUCCCUGAGGACUUUGACAGCCAAGUGCAGCCCGUACAGAACAGCAUGGAUCAGUUGUUGGACAACGAGGAAAUCCUGGCUGUGGAGCCCAAUCACGAUGCUGAUCAGGAUCUACAACCAGAUUCGCAGCAAGUUUCACAGAAUUUGAUUUUUGCAGAGCACAAGAGCGACAAUGAUCUCAAAGAACCCCACGAUGCAAGUUUCACUUCAACAACUCAUGCUGGCGAAUGCAAUGAGACUCCAAUGACAGCGGCAGAACAACCACCUGUGCAAGAUGCUUCAGCUGAGGUGGACAAAUCCAAGAACGAGCACAAGAGCCUUGACUAUGACUUGUGCCACCUCCCACCUGGCAAACUACGACAUCUCAUGCACUUGACUGCCAAGGACAAGAAAGAGUUUGAUCGAAUCUUGUCUUGCGCUUCAACUGGUGGAAAUGUUGGAAAGAAGAAGCCUUACGUCAUUUGGGAGAUUUUUGCAGGUGCUGGCAGAGUGACCAAGACAGCGAACAGACGAAAUGGUUGCAAAGCUGAACGAUUUUCCUUAGAAGAUGGCUGGGACUUCAACAUUGCGAGUCAUCGCAAAGCCUACUUCAAACGCCUGAAACAAGAACAGCCUGACUGUUGCCUGGUCAUGCCCCCAUGCAAGCUGUGGUCUAUGUUGCAAGAGUUGACAGUGGCCAAACACCCAGACUAUACGGCCAAGUUGACAGCCCUGCGACAGGAGAACCAUGACAACCUCCUGACCUUUGCAGCUUUGGUGUAUGAGUACCAGCGGAGAAAUGGAAAGCUUGGAGUUGCAGAACAUCCACUAAAGUCACGUGCGUGGAGCACGAAAGCCUUCAAGAAGAUGCAAGGAUUUGACACACACAUGUGGAUCAAUGUUGCUAUGGUCUUCAACUUCCAGAUGACUCCGGUGUGGUCAACCCAGUGCAGAAACCAACUUGUUUCAGAGCGACGGGAAAGAUGUUUCAUGACCUUCUUCAGUGCCAAUGCGAUGGACAACAUCGACACACCAGACUUGAAGGACUUUCCUCAAGAGCUUGCGACGGCCAUUGUGGAUGCGAUUUGCGCUCAAUUGGACUAUGACACUGCCAAGAUCUAUGCGAACGAUGCAGGUGAUGUUGCACUGAGCCCUGCUGAAGAGUUUGCAGAGAUGGUUGAGCAACAUCAACGAGAACAACACUUACAACAAGAACAAGAUGUUGAGGUUGAGCAGACUGAGCAGAAUGACCCAGUUGGACUCAAUAAAGCCCUGCGGAAAAGAGUUGGUGGAAGAGCAGUAGACUAUGUCCAGCGGCUCCACAAGAACCUUGGCCAUCCUUCUCAUGGCGUGCUGGAAAAGAUGCUUGCGGAAGUUCAGGCAACCUCCAAUGUGCUUGAGGCUGCAAGAAGCUAUGUAUGUCCAGCGUGCUAUGCCAGAAAGCCCCCUUUUCAAAAUCCUCCUGCUUCAAGCCUGAAAUGCACCGAGUUCAAUGACCGCAUUUUGGUCGAUUCUCACUGGAUUCAAUGCGAGGACAGCAUCAUCAAAAGAGCUGAACCCGCACCUGGAACUCCUGCGCACAAGCGAAGGGAGAAGAACAAAGCCGAGAAAGCCUUCUCUGGUCGUCAAUGUGUUCUCACCAUCAUUGACCAUGCAACCAGGUUUUGCUCAGUGAGAAUUCUCAAACCUGAACGUGCAGAUGAGUUUACAAAAGGUUUGGAGAGAGCAUGGAUCAAGCACUUUGGUUUGCCUCGUUUGCUGAGGAUCGACGAAGCCAAAGGAUGGGCCUCAAAACACGUGCGUGAGUGGGCAGCUUCCAGAGGAAUAGAACUAGAAGUUCAACCAGCUGAGAAUCACCCCUGGCUCUCAGUUGUUGAGAGGAAACACCAAGUUGUUCGACGAGCACUUGAGCUCUACCAGGACGACAUCGGCAAACAUGAUGUUGCAGCGUUGAAAGAAGCAUGCAUCUACGUGCCUCACUCCAUCAACCAGCUGAGCUUCCACCGUGGAGCUUUUGCAAAUGUGCAGCAGAAGCGAGUGAACGCAGCACAAGCUUUCAUUCGAGCUGACUCUGAUGCAAAACUUCGCCGAGCUUUUACCCAGAAGUUUGUGGAGAACCGAGAUGAAGUGGUGGUAGGCCAAGGGUGUUGGUAUUGGCGUGAUGCUGGUGCUGGCAUUUUGAGAAAAGCAAGAUGGAGAGGUCCCGCACGGGUUGUGGCAGUUGAACCUGUGGGAGAUUCCAAAGUUUUGUGGUUGUGCCAUGGAACUUCUUUGGUGCGUUGUGGACCACGACAAGUUCGACCAGUUGUUGAAGAAACAGGUGUUGCAGUUCCUGCUGAUCGAGCAGCAGCCAUGCGUGACCUUGAAGAGCUGAAAGCAAGGUCAACAACCCAGUUCAAAGAUGCUUUGAAACGAGCUGGUGGCAACCCUGACGUUGAUGAGCUGAUGGGAGAUGAGAACGAAAUUGAGGUGAUCUACCGCAUGAUGCGGAGACUUCAGAUGAGUCACCACAAGGCUCACGACCUGGAGUUGUUCAGAUGUUUUUCCCACAACCUCCUCAACAACAACAGCAUGAUGAUGGUUCAGAACGUGGCCGUGAAAGAUCUCCAAGACGCCGUCUAG